Verticillium dahliae VdLs.17 is the source of this 1845-nucleotide messenger RNA. RefSeq lists its product as uncharacterized. Lineage: Eukaryota; Fungi; Ascomycota; Sordariomycetes; Glomerellales; Plectosphaerellaceae. Bases 1 to 1845 code for a protein of 614 amino acids. The record is from RefSeq and is a predicted model, not a curated record. The transcript is spliced from 2 exons.
AUGAGGCUCACAUUUUCGUUUCUUCUCAACGUUUCGCUGUCGCUUGCGCAGCUGACGACAUCGUCGCUCGAGAAGCACGUCGACUCGGCGACUCUCGCCCACUCUUACAACCCCGUCAAGGAGGCCUACUGGACUGGCUACCCUCACCACCGUCGAACUCCCUUUGCCCUCUCGCCCGACGGCAAGACGGCCUACCUCGCUUAUCUCGAUGCCAGUGAGACGGACGUGCACGUCCAGCCCAUCAACCCCACUACGUUUGCUGCCACCGGCACCUCUGUCACCAUCAAGGGCGCCAAGGAGGCCGGUGGUCUCGUCGCCCACGACGAUGGUUUCGCCCUGUUGACCAACGAGGCUCUUCCCUCUGGCACCUCCAACGCCCCUGCUGGCAACACUCCCGUUCCUGUUCUCUACCGUUACAACGCUGCUGGCACGCAAUCCUGGAAGACCUUCCUCGGAGGCCCCGGCGUUGAUGCAGAGAACGGCCUUGUCGCCUCGCCCGAUCUCAACGCGGCUGGGCCGAGGGCCACUUUGGCGAUGCCAUCCGCUACGUCAAGCCCUGAUGGCACGCUCGAGAACAUCCCCGGCGCUUCGUCCUCGUGGGGCUGCAGCCACAACACCGGCAUUGCCUUUGAGGCAGCCGAUGCCCCUCCCUACGCGUCCAUCUGUGCCGAGGACCAAGGUGCCAUCUGGCUCAACACCAAGACGCAGGGCAUGGGCAACAACGGCGUCAAGGUCUCCAACGAGAAGGUCAUCAACGGUGGCAGCAACGAGCCCAUGGGCGGAACUAGUGGCAGCUACAGCGGUCUCGCCCGUUUCGGCUCUGCCAGCGAGUACAUCUUCUCCUGGGUCUCGCGCGGCGCCAUCGACCUGACGGCCAACGACUGGAUGGGCGCUGGCUACACCAAGUCGGCGAACCGCACCAGCAACCGCAACGUUGCCAUCGCCCUCUUCUCCGACAAGUCGACCAUUGUCGGCGAGCAGGCCACGUCUGUUGUCGGCGCCGCCGACGGUGACAAGCAGAUCAACUGGGUCACCGAGGGCACCGCCGACUGCUCCAACGCCCACGUCGCCGCCUUUGACGCCUCGCAGGCCCUCGUCACCUGGGAGGAAAUCGCCAGCCCCAUCUGCGACUUUGAGGCCAUGGGCUGCCGCGGCAAGUUCACCGGCACCCACUACCAGCUCGUCAACAAGGCCGGCGAGAAGGUCGGCAGCCCCAUCGAGUCCCUCGACACCACCGUCUCCGGCGACCUCGUCACCAUGUCGGACGGUAGGAUCUGCUGGCCCUACGUCAACAUGGAGUGGCGCCUCGACGCCGUCACCCGCGCCCUGCCCGACUCGACCACGAGCGACAUCUCGUUUGCCUGCAUCAGCCUCGGCGGUGCCAGCUCCCCCGCCGAGCCCGCCCCUGAGGCCCCUGCCUCGUCCGCCGCCGCCGCGCCCGUCUCCUCCGCUGCCGAGACCGAGGCUGCCGAGACCGUUGAGACCGAGGCCGCUGCCCCCGUAGUUCCCGCCCCUGCCGCGUCCGAGCCCGUCGCUGCCGAGUCCGCUGCCCCCGUUGACAGCGCCUCCACCGUCGAGGCUGCCCUUCCCGUUUCUCCCGAAGCCAGUGAGCCUGCCGCCCCCGUCGACGAGUCCUCUUCCAUCCCCGCCGCUGUGCCCACCGCGCCGGUCGCGGAGCAGCCGCCCACCGAUGUCGUCGAGUCGAACGCCCCCGUUGCCCCGGCCCCUGAGAUCACCGAGGCCCCCGUCGCACCCACCCCAACGGACGGAUACGAGCUGCCUGCCACGUCCAAGAAGUGCAAGACCCAACGCACCGUCUGGGUCACCGUCACCGUGAGCGCUUAG